Molecule: messenger RNA, 3460 nt
Organism: Lathyrus oleraceus (garden pea)
Lineage: Eukaryota; Viridiplantae; Streptophyta; Magnoliopsida; Fabales; Fabaceae
Exons: 1
Coding region: 23-3448 (1141 amino acids)
Biological process (GO): proteolysis
Molecular function (GO): aspartic-type endopeptidase activity
Source: RefSeq, a predicted model, not a curated record
AUUACGACGACGGAGCCAGUGAAUGCCACCUAAGAAGGUGACUUUGCCAGCGUUCACGAAGAUGGAAGCUAGGGUCGAAGCUUUAGAGAGUGAGAUCUCAGAGGUACGAUCAACUCUGGUUGAUGUGCAGAAUUCGGUGAAGACGAACCACGUGAACUUGAUAAUGAUGUUGGAAAAAUGCUUGGGUAAGUCGUUGAUAAUUGAUGAAGAAAGCUCUAUCAAAGGCUCACCGACGAGACCAGAUGUGUCGGAGAAGAAGUCAAGUGCAGUCGUCAACAGCCUUCGUGGAGAUACAUUGACGGAGUUUCGUCAAUCCGUUAAGAAGGUGGAGCUACCGGCGUUCUCCGACGACGAUCCGGCUGGAUGGAUAUCUAGAGCAGAGAUCUAUUUUCGUGUUCAAGACACAAGUGCCACCGUGAAAGUGGGGUUGGUGCAGUUGAGCAUGGAGGGGCCAACCAUCCAUUUCUUCAACUCGGUGUUGGAAGAAAACCCAGAUCUGACAUGGGAGGAGCUCAAGGUGGAGCUACUAGAGAGGUAUGCAGGUUUGGGGGAAGGAGACGUUUAUGAGCAACUUACAGAAAUUCGUCAAAAGGGUACUGUGGAAGAUUAUAUCCAAGAACUUGAGUGUUUGACGACUCAAAUUCCAAGGUUGCCUGACAAACAAUACCUGGGGUAUUUUUUGCACGGAUUGAAGGACGAAAUCAGAGGUGGGGUUCGGAGUUUUGUGGCGAUGGGACCACUUACGAGGAGUAAAUUAUUUCACGUCACCAGAGCAGUGGAAAGGGAGAUGAAUACUGGGUCGGGGUGGAACCGAUGUCCGAAAAUAGGUGGGUCAAACCGGGUUAACCCGGGGAGACAGGGAGGUACGGAUUGGGUUUUUGUAAAAGGAGGCCAGAAUAGUGGAAAUCAUAAUGGGGUUGGGCCUAGAGGGGUUAGUGGCCCAACUCGUGAAUCCAAACAUGACUCUGCAGAUUGGAGAAAAGGGGGUCCGCGUGAGAAGGGAUUUACCCAUUUGUCUUAUCAAGAACUCAUGGAUAGGAAGAAAAAGGGUUUGUGUUACAAAUGUGGAGGCCCGUUUCAUCCUCUCCAUCAAUGCCCAGAGAAGCAGCUCCGGGUCAUGAUUGUGGACGAGGAGGAAGGUGGAGAUGUUGACGGGAAUUUGCUGGCGGUAGAGGUGGACGAAUCUGAGGAGGAGAAUGGCGGUGAAAUGAGUAUUAUGAGUCUCUUUGAACUAGAAAAGUCCCAGCAUUACAAGGUUCAAACACUCAAACUCAGAGCAACAAUCAAUGGCGUACCGGUGGUGGUGUUAGUUGACAGUGGGGCUACGCAUAAUUUCAUUGCGAGGUCCAUGGUUCAGAAGUUAGGAUGGCAAGUAGAGACCACACCAGAUUUUAGAAUCAAGUUAGGUGAUGGGUUCCAAACCAUUACCAGAGGAAAAUGCAAUCAAGUUCUAUUCAAAACUGGAGAAGUCACUUGUGAAAUCAAGGCUUAUCUGUUUGAUUUAGAUGGGGUGGAUGUAGUUGUGGGUAUGUCAUGGUUGAAAUCUUUGGGAGAUAUGAUAGUUAAUUGGAAGAAGCAAACAAUGGAGUUUUGGCAUGAGGGGAAGUGGGUAAUGUUGAGAGGGAUAGAAGGUACAUCUGAAGCAAUUUCGGCAUUGCAAAGCAUCAUCGGGAAGGCUAGCAAAGGGUAUGGCAAUAAAGGAUGGUCCCUAGAUGCAAAAUUGAGCACCACUGAAGGGCAAACAGAAGCAGUGUUAGGGCAAUCUGAUAUGCAGGGAGUAUUGAAGUCAUUUGAAGAUGUGUUCCAAGAACCUAAGGGUCUUCCUCCACGUCGUUCAAGGGACCAUGCUAUAAAUUUAUUAUCUAGGCAAGGCGCAGUCAAUGUCAGACCAUACAGGUACCCACACCACCAGAAAAAUGAAAUAGAAAAACAAAUUAAGGAGAUGUUAAAGGUGGGAAUUAUUCAACACAGCUGCAGCGCGUUUUCGAGUCCUGUUAUACUGGUGAAGAAGAAGGACGGGACAUGGUGGAUGUGUGUUGAUUAUCGAGCUCUUAACAAGGUCACUGUGCCCGACAAGUUUCCGAUACCGGUGAUAGAUGAGUUACUCGAUGAGUUACAUGGAGCUCAAUAUUUCACCAAGCUUGAUUUGAAGUCUGGGUACCAUCAAGUGAGGGUGAAAUCGGAGGAUGUUCACAAGACGGCUUUCCGUACUCAUGACGGCCAUUAUGAAUACCUUGUGAUGCCGUUUGGAUUGAUGAACGCUCCGUCCACAUUCCAAUCCUUGAUGAACGAGGUGUCCAGGCCGUUGUUGAGGAAGUUUGUGUUAGUUUUUUUCGACGACAUACUCAUUUACAGUAAAUCGUGGCAGGCGCAUAUCCUUGAAGUAACCGAAGUGUUGCAGAUUUUGAGGAGACACAAACUGGUUGCUAAUAGGAAAAAGUGUCAAUUUGGCCAAAAGACUGUUGAGUAUCUCGGUCAUUUGAUCACGGGAAAUGGUGUAGCAGUAGAUCCCACAAAGGUGCAAAGUGUAAUUCAAUGGCCUAUACCUAAGAAUGCUAAAGGGGUGAGGGGAUUUCUUGGCCUUACGGGCUACUAUCGCAAGUUUAUAAAAGAUUAUGGGAAGGUUGCCAAGCCAUUGACAGAGUUGACAAAGAAGGAGGGGUUCAAAUGGGGGCCUCUAGCUCAAAAGGCUUUUGAAGUAUUAAAGCAGAAGUUGACAACAGUCCCGGUACUUGCCUUGCCUGAUUUUGAAAAGGAGUUCACGGUGGAAUGUGAUGCAUCCGGAGUGGGUUUAGGUGCGAUCUUAAUGCAAGAGAGGAAGCCCAUUGCUUUCUUUAACAAAGCCUUAGGAGGAAAGAAUUUGGCGAAAUCUGCAUAUGAAAGGGAAUUAAUGGCAGUAGCUUUGGCGGUGCAACAUUGGCGUCCUUAUUUGUUGGGCAGACAUUUCACUGUGGCAACAGAUCAAAAGAGUUUGAAGCAAUUAUGGCAACAGAAGAUUACGACCCCGGAUCAGCAGAAUUGGGCCACUAAAUUGCUCGGUUAUCAGUUAUAUAUCAUAUAUAAAUUGGGAGUGGAGAAUAGAGGGGCAGAUGCUCUUUCCCGGUUACCCGAAGGUGAAUUAGCAGCUCUGGUUUCGUAUCCAAUAUGGGAGGAAGGAAAUGUGAUACAUGACGAAAUCCACAAGGAUAAGGUUUUGCUAAAAAUCAUAGAUGACUUGGACGAGAAACCAGAUUCAAGGCCAGGAUUUAAGUACAAACAGGAGGUGUUAUUUUAUGAGGAUCGUUUAGUGUUGUCGGCACAAUCUUCAUUGAUUCCCAAGAUGUUGGCUGAAUUUCAUGUUACUCUGGAAGGUGGGCAUUCCGGGUUUUAUCGCACCUACAGACGUUUAGCUGCUAAUGUAUAUUGGAUAGGGAUGAAAGCAAGGGUGCAAGCUUAUGAAGGCUUGUGAUGUUUGUCAGCG